Molecule: messenger RNA, 2293 nt
Organism: Lepus europaeus (European hare)
Lineage: Eukaryota; Metazoa; Chordata; Mammalia; Lagomorpha; Leporidae
Gene: POLL
Product: DNA polymerase lambda
Exons: 9
Coding region: 54-1832 (592 amino acids)
Biological process (GO): double-strand break repair via nonhomologous end joining
Cellular component (GO): nucleus
Molecular function (GO): DNA-directed DNA polymerase activity; DNA binding
Source: RefSeq, a predicted model, not a curated record
CCCCCUCCCACCUCCGUCCGCGCUCAUUGGCGCCCCUGGCCAAGAGGUUCCACAUGACAGCUGCUCUGACCAGCCUCGUACAGAAAAGCCAGGAGCAAGCUUCCAUGGACCCCGGGGGCAUCUUGAAGGCGUUUCCCAAGCGGAAGAAAAUUCAUACCAAUUCAUCACCAAAACUGUUUGCAAAGAUUCCCAAGAGGGAAGAAGGAGAAGCAGCAGGAGAGUGGCUCCGCUCCCUGCGGGUCCACAUUGUGCCCACUGGCAUCGGACGAGCCCGGGCAGAACUCUUUGAGAAGCAGAUUGUCCAGCAUGGCGGCCAGGUGUGUCCUGCUCAGGCCCCAGGGGUCACUCACAUCGUGGUGGAUGAGGACGUGGGCUGUGAGCGGGCCCUGCGCCUCCUGAGACUGCCCCGGCUGCCCGCGGGUGCUCGGCUGGUGAAGUCGGCGUGGCUGAGCUUGUGCCUGCAGGAGCAAAGGCUGGUGGACACGGCUGGAUUCCAGGUCUUCAUCCCCAGCAGGUACUUGGACCAACCGCAGCCCAGUAAGGCAGACGGAGACUCAUCUCCUCCUCCUGGCGCCCACGAGGCUCUGCUUAGCACAGCCCUCUCUCCUGCGUCCCCUCCCACCAGACCCGGAUCUCCUCCCCCAAAGGCAGGAAAGGCACCAAGCACCCAAGCCCAGCCCCCCUCUGAUGAUGAAGCCAGCGAUGGGGAAGAGCCCCAGGUUAGCGCUGCCGAUCUGGAAGCCCUGCUCAGCGGCCACUACCCCACCUGCCCUGAGGGAGAUGCGGAGCCCAGCCCAGCCCCGGAGGCCCUGGAGAAAUGGGUCUGUGCACAGCCCUCAAGCCAGAAGGCAACCAACCACAACUCCCACAUCACGGAGAAGCUGGAAGUGUUGGCCAAAGCCUACAGUGUCCAGGGAGACAAGUGGAGGGCUCUGGGCUAUGCCAAAGCCAUCAAUGCCCUCAAGAGCUUCCCCAAGCCUGUUUCCUCCUACCAGGAGGCCUGCAGCAUCCCCGGGGUCGGGAAGCGGAUGGCUGAGAAGAUCGUGGAGAUCCUGGAGAGCGGGCACCUGCGGAAGCUGGACCACAUCAGUGAGAGCGUGCCUGUCCUGGAGCUCUUCUCCAACAUCUGGGGAGCCGGGACCAAGACCGCCCAGAUGUGGUACCAACAGGGUUUCCGGAGCCUGGAAGACAUCCGCAGCCAGGCCUCGCUGACUACCCAGCAGGCCAUCGGCCUGAAGCAUUACGAUGACUUCCUGGAACGCAUGCCCAGGGAGGAGGCCGCAGAGAUCGAGCAGACGGUCCGGGAAGCUGCCCAGGCCUUCAAUCCCGGGCUGCUAUGUGUGGCCUGCGGCUCGUUCCGGCGGGGCAAGGCGACCUGCGGUGACGUGGACGUGCUCAUCACUCACCCGGACGGCCGGGCCCACCAGGGCAUCUUCAGUCGUCUCCUUGACAGCCUUCGGCAGCGAGGGUUCCUCACAGAUGACCUGGUGAGCCACGAGGAGAAUGGCCAGCAACAGAAGUACCUGGGCGUGUGCCGGCUGCCGGGCCCCGGGCGGCGGCACCGGCGACUGGACAUCAUCAUCGUACCCUACAGCGAGUUUGCCUGCGCCCUGCUCUACUUCACUGGCUCCGCCCACUUCAACCGGUCCAUGCGGGCCCUGGCCAAGACCAAGGGCAUGAGCUUGUCGGAGCACGCCCUCAGCAUGGCUGUGGUCCGGAACCCCCGCGGCUGCAAGGUGGCACCUGGCCAGGUGCUGCCCACCCCCACCGAGAAGGAUGUCUUCAGGCUCCUAGGACUGCCCUACCGAGAACCAGCCGAGCGGGACUGGUGACCUGCCGCUGCCCAGCCAGGUGCUGCUCCCCUCCAGCUCAGCAGGCCCCCAGCUGUCCUUGGUGAGCCUGAGCUUGGGGCUCCUGGGCCUGAGGGAAGGGGCCAGCGUGGCCCCUGAGGCUGGCCUAGCCCUCUCCCAGACACAAAGCGCCGUCUCCCCGUUCCUUCUGCCUCACCACGGCCCCUGGUAGGGUUGGCACACAGUCCUUGCCCCGUUUUCAGUGGCAGCAGGUGGCUGGUUUGCUCCCUUCCCUGCCUGGAGAGGGUCUGGCUGUCAGGGAUGGGAGGGAAGCAGCUGGGGCGCCAGCAUCGUCCGGGACCCUUUGGAGCAGAGAGCGAGGCAUUCUACACACAUUCCCUCCACACUCCACUUCCUGUGCAGCUGGAGGAGCUGGGAGGGGGCCCCAGGCUCGGUGAGGACAGCAUUUGAAGGCCCAGGGGCCCAGUAAAGUGCAUUUGACA